CUUCAGCUGUGCAAAUUAUUAUAAGUAGAAGCGAUUCACCUUCGCCGUGCUUCGUGCAUGUUUGAGGCUUCCGAAAACGACCAACCCUUCCGUAACCUAACCCCCUUGCCGCCAACAAUGGCAUCCGCCGAGAAGAUGGGCGUCGACAACUCCACAGCUCCCACCCACGUCGAGCAUGACAAGGUCAACAUUUCACGACCUGGUACAGCACGGCAAAUGUCGAUGGCUUCUCGCCGACUCAGCGAGGCGCAGGCGAUGAGGCUCGCGGAUGAGUCCUCGAUCGUCGAUGAGGAAAUCGCAGAGUUCGAAGCCGCCCUGGCAGAAACGCCCAUCAAGAGUUCCUUCCUCAACCCGCAAAUCUCCUUCAACGACCCUCGCCACUUCACCUGGCUUAUCGUCGGUUUCGCCUCGAUGGGCGGCAUGCUCUCCGGUCUCGACCAGAGUGUCAUCUCAGGUGCUCUGCUCUACAUGCCCGAUGACCUGGGUCUCAGCACUUCGCAGGUCAGCCUGACCAGUUCAGCCGUGCCGCUCGGUGCGAUUGGCGGUGCUCUGCUCCUGGGUCCUACCAACGAACUCGUCGGCCGCAAGAUGGCGAUCAUCAUAUCACUCAUCCUGUACACCAUUGGCGGUGCUCUCGAGGCUGGCGCCAUCAACUUCGGCAUGAUCGUUGCGGCAAGAGUCAUUCUGGGUAUGGGCCUUGGUCUCGAGGGCGGCACCGUUCCUGUUUACGUCGCCGAGUCCGUGGAGAAGAAAUACCGGGGUAACUUGGUCAGCCUGUACCAGUUCAUGAUCGCCUUCGGAGAGGUCAUCGGCUACGUCGUCGCCGCCAUCUUCGUCAAUGUCCACUCCGGCUCAUGGCGGUAUAUGCUCGGCUCGUCAUUGGUCUUCAGUACCAUCAUGCUGGUUGGCAUGGUUUUCAUGCCCGAGUCGCCCAGAAUGCUUAUGCAUAAGGGCAAGACUCUCGAGGCCUUCGCCGUCUGGAAACGCAUUCGGGGACUUGACAAGCCGGAAGACCGGAAGGAGUUCUUCAUCAUGCAUCACGCCCUCGAUUCCGAGGUACAGGAAGGCGUUACCAAGCGCAAAAAGUUCGUCUGGCUGGACUUUUUCACCAACCCACGCGCCAGGAGGGCUAUUGUUUACGCAAAUAUCAUGAUCGCUCUCGGACAAUUGACUGGAAUAAAUGCAAUUAUGUAUUACCUUGGGACUCUUAUGAACCAGAUUGGCUUCGACCGGAAGCAAUCCGUCUUCAUGUCGCUCGUCGGUGGCGGUUCUUUGCUUCUGGGGACCAUUCCGGGUGUUUUGUUCAUGGAAAAGUUCGGCCGACGGUUCUGGGCCAACAUGAUGCUUCCAUGCUUCUUCAUUGGCCUCAUCUUCGUCGGAGUCUCAUACCAGCUGACCUCCCUAGCCGGUACUCAAGGCCUAUACCUCACUGGCAUUAUUUUGUACAACGGAUUUUUCGGUUCAUACGCCUGCCUCACCUGGGUCCUUCCCAGCGAGGUCUUCCCGACAUAUUUGCGGUCUUAUGGCAUGGAGUCCACUGAUGUCAACUUGUUCUUCUGCAGCUGGCUGGUCACGUACUUCUUCGCCGACAUGCAGCGAGCCAUGACCAAGACUGGCCUGACGCUCGGAUUUUACGGAGGCAUAGCCGUCCUGGGCUGGGUCUAUCAAAUUCUGUUCAUGCCCGAGACCAAGAACAAGACUCUCGAAGAGAUUGAUCUCAUCUUCAGCCAGCCAACGAGCCAACUCGUCAACCAGAACUUGCGGAACACGACUCGGACGCUUAGUGAUUUGGCACAUUUGAGAUUCGGGAAGGUGUUCUCGCCAGUGGAGGAAACUCACGAGGGUGACGAGCAGAUCAGAAAGGCUGAAAUCUGAUCUUGCUCUGGAUAGUAAUCCGGUGACAAGCGGGCAUCAAGUCUACUGUGGUCACGGGGGUAUACCUUAUCCUUCGUCGGUUCCCGUCUCACCAAGGCGGACGACCUCACGCCCAGUUGUAUAGUCAAAAAAGGCUUAUACUUGUGAUUGAACAGAUUGAAUAUAAUGACAAGAGUAUCUUGCUAUCUCAAUCCGUCACUCCCCCUGCAGCCACCGCCUGCGGAAGAGGGACCUGAGGAGCCACUUCUCCGACGACCUUUUCG
Molecule: messenger RNA, 2138 nt
Organism: Exophiala xenobiotica
Lineage: Eukaryota; Fungi; Ascomycota; Eurotiomycetes; Chaetothyriales; Herpotrichiellaceae
Exons: 1
Coding region: 58-1875 (605 amino acids)
Biological process (GO): transmembrane transport
Cellular component (GO): membrane
Molecular function (GO): myo-inositol:proton symporter activity
Source: RefSeq, a predicted model, not a curated record